CUUUCAUUUUGCUUGGUUUUACUGAUGUUGUUUUAUUCCACCUUCAGGCCUCACAUUUUGUUUUCUGUGGCAUUUGAAAAACUUUACAUAAAAUUUGCUUGACAUUUGACUGGAAGCCUUCAAGCCUCCUCUAUAAUGCGGUUGUCUUGGAAAAGGGCUGGAGCUGUGGAAGUGCUGAUAGAUAGGGAUCAGUGGACACAUCUGGCAGUAGGAAAUACCACUAUCAUCGGCAGUCAGGCUUUCUCCCACAGGACCAUCCCCCUCCUGUCAUGAAAUCUAUCCAGGUAUGUAGCUUAGCACCGUAGACUUAAUUGAAGCAGUCCUUCGUAUGUCAGUAGGCUUGAAUUGUGAAAGGUGUGAACAAAGACUUUGUGCGGUCAAAUCCUGAACCCCAAGUUUUCCAUCUCGGACUCCGGCAAACCAACAAAUUGUAGCCAGCAAUAGCAUUUGCUGCCCUCCAUGCCCUUAGUGGACAUUUGUCUUUAGUUGGCUGCGUGGAAGCCAAGCCAUCAGCAGGACAGAUGCCAGGUCUGGCUUAUGCAGCCAUUCCCACUGUCUGCACACAGGGCAGCGGACACCAAGAAGGACCCAGAGAUCUGUACUGUACUCUGCACACAAGAUCCUCCACUGGGUAAAGUUUUUCCGGCUGCACUGGAGAAGGUCAGCAUAAACAUUUAUCUGGUUUAUUUGUUUUUGCUGGCUUUGCGCUUGUGGAUUUGGAGAAUGCCUCUUUCUGCCUGGAUUAGUCUACCAGAGGUCACCAAGUGCUAAUUUAACUGGGGCAGGGAAAGGGUAUGCUGUAAUUAAGCUGCAGAGCAUAGCUUUGGACGCAUAAAUCACACAUAUUUAGUUUUUAAUCUGUCCUCGCAGACGAAUGUCUACUGGUCACACUUUGGAUUACAAAUUUAAAGUCUGCAGUUGUUAAUAAACAAGCUUCUCGGGACCCCUUGAGAGAAACAUAUUAGUCUGAAAGUUUCUGUCACUCAACUUGUCUCUUCACAAUAGAGCUAAUGGUGCUUAUUAAUUAAGAAGACUUCAUCUCGCCUGAUGUCAGCCUUUUUGGUCAACCCCCAAAGAGUUGGUCCCCCUCAUGAAUAAUCAAUGAGCAGCUGCUUAAUAAACAUGAGGGGGUUUAUAUAGCCCGAGCUCUGGAACUGGCCUCCGUAAACUCAGCAGCAGGCUGAGAGAGCGUCGGAGAGGGAGGGAGCAUGUGAGGCGAGGAGCGGGGUGUGUGUGUGUGUGUGUGUGUGUGAGACACAGAGAGAGAGAGAGAGAAACGAGGCUGAGCGGAGAGAUACAGCCACAAGCUGGGGGGAAGUCAAUCCUGUCAGCCAAAGUCAUUGUGUGGCUGUGGAACAAAAAAAAAAAAAAAGACAGAGCGGACGGAGAGAGUCAUUUCAGAGGGAAGAAGAAUAUAUCUUCUGCUUUUCACUUCAAGUCAAAGUGGCUGGAGGGAGAGCCUGGAUGGUGUGAUCUCCUCCACCAUGGGAUGCAGCCUCUGUACCCUUCAGAAGCCUGAGGAGCAUUACAAACUUCUCUACGAAGUCUGCCAGGUCAAUGGCAAGGACCUCUCCAAGGCCACCCAUGACCAGGCAGUGGAGGCUUUCCGCACCGCCAAGGAGCCCAUCAUGGUCCAAGUUCUGCGCCGAUCCCCACAUCCCAAACUUGUCAACCCGCCUGCUGACUCACAGGUCUCGGACACCAGCACCCAGACCGACAUCACCCUCCAGCACAUCAUGGCCCUUACGAAGCUGCCUCCUUCUUCACCCUCCAUGACGGAACUGGAGGAGUAUCUGCUGCCAGAGGAGCAUCCUCCAGGACAUGCAUACUUUGAUCCAAAUGACUUCCUGGAGGGUAUACAGCAGGACAUGGAGCGGGAGGAGCUGGAAUAUGAGGAAGUGGAUUUGUACCGAGCCAAUAUCCAAGACAAGCUCGGCCUGACGAUCUGUUACAGGACUGAUGAUGAGGAUGAGGCUGGGAUCUACAUUAGUGAGAUCGAUCCUAACAGCAUUGCUGCAAAAGACGGCAGAAUUAGAGAAGGAGACAAAAUCAUUCAGAUCAACGGUGUUGAGAUCCAGAACCGAGAGGAUGCUGUAGCUCUGCUGACCAGUGAGGGGAACCAGAAUAUCUCCCUGCUGGUGGCCAGACCAGAGAUCCAGCUGGAUGAGGGCUGGAUGGAUGAUGACCGGAACGACUUCCUGGAUGACCUCCACAUGGACAUGCUGGAGCAGCAGCACCAUCAGGCCAUGCAGUUUACUGCCAGCAUGCUGCAGCAGAAGAAGCUCGAGGAGGAUGGAGGCACCACAGACACAGCCACACUGCUGUCCAACCACCAUGAGAAGGACAGCGGAGUCGGCCGCACAGAUGAGAGCACGCGAAACGACGAGAGCUCGGAGCAGGAGAACCUUGGUGACGACCAGACCACGGCCUCCAACACACUGGGCAGCUGCAGAAAGCUGACCUACAGCCAGGACACGCUCGGCAGCACUGACCUGCCCUUCAGCAGCGAGUCGUUCAUCUCUGCAGACUAUGCUGACACAGACUUCCUGGGCAUCACAGCUGAUGAGUGCGAGCGCUUCAGAGAACUCCUGGAGCUGAAGUGUCAGAUGAGGAAUGGUGGAGCCCAGAGUCUGUACUGCCAAGGUGGUGGAGCAGAAGGUCAGGACCCAGAUGGUGUGGACAAAGAGCUGGAGCUGCUCAACGAGGAGCUGCGCACCAUUGAGCUGGAGUGCCUGAAUAUUGUCCGUGCUCAUAAGAUGCAGCUGCUGAGGGAGCAGUGCCGUGAAUCCUGGAUGCUCCACAACAGUGGCUUCCGCAACUACAACACCAGCAUUGAUGCACGCCGCCACGAGCUCUCAGACAUCACAGAGCUGCCGGAGAAAUCAGACAAAGACAGCUCCAGUGCCUACAAUACUGGUGAGAGCUGCCGCAGCACCCCUCUCACUCUGGAGCUGUCUCCAGACAACUCACUCCGUCGAGGUGCAGACAAUCAGGGUACGACUGGAGCGUGCUGCUCCACCAGCUCAAACAGCAGGGUGCACAAGCCUCUCCUGUCCCCUGUCCAGGAAGCCUGUGGCCCCAGCCGGAGCAGGGGCUCCUCCAAGGAGCCAUCUGGAGCCCUCCAAGCAGAAAGCAAGGAGAGGAAGCUGGGAGAGUCUGGUAAGUCCGGCCGGGGCUUUUCCCAGCCACAUUCACCUUACAAGCAUGCCCACAUCCCCGCCCACGCCCAGCACUACCAGAGCUACAUGCAGCUGAUCCAGCAGAAAUCAGCUGUGGAAUACGCUCAGAGCCAGAUGAGUCUGGUCAGCAUGUGCCGGGACCCCAUCUCUCCCAGUGACCUGGAGCCUAAGAUGGAGUGGAAGGUGAAGAUCCGCAGCGACGGCACACGCUACAUCACCAAGCGGCCUGUUCGGGACAAGCUGCUGAGGGAACGCGCCCUGCGUAUCCACGAGGAGCGCAGCGGUAUGACCACAGACGAUGAUGCCAUAAGCGAGCUUAAGAUGGGCCGCUACUGGAGCAAGGAGGAGAGGAAGCAGCAUGCAGUUCGCGCCAAAGAACAAAGGCAGCGCCGCGAGUUCAUGAAGCAGAGCCGAGCCGACUGUCUGAAGGAGCAGACCGGUCCAGAGGACAAAAAGGAGCCCAACAUUAUCGAACUCAGCCACAAAAAGAUGAUGAAAAAGAGGAAUAAGAAAAUAUUUGACAACUGGAUGACCAUCCAGGAACUGCUGACCCAUGGUACCAAGUCACCAGAUGGCACAAGGGUCUACAACUCACUCCUGUCUGUGACCACAGUCUAAGUCCUGCUCUGAGUUCAGGCUAGCCGGACUGUGGCUUGAUGGACUGUACAUAGGACACUACCAGCUGGGCUAGAGAUUCCUGCCUCGUUCAAUGUGGCAGCAUUUUGUAAAUAGGAAAUAAGGAAAGCCUUUUCUGGACAAAUGUUUUCCACCACUGGAGUGAAGAAAAGGUCCUUUAGAUGAUAGUUGGACUUGGACUGUGAAUGGGACAUGGCUAUGAGGAUGAUUUUGGAAACUUUUUCUUUCAGUUACCUUUUCUACCUUUGUGCUUGAUCUUUUGAAUAAUUUUGGAAACAGAAACACAAUAUUUGACUUUUUUGGAAGAUUUGGAAAGUGUGUAAAGCCUGUGUGCCAUACAUAAACAGCCAGCAUUUACACUAUUUUACAUUAUUUUGUUCGUACUAUAUAUCUCUUAUAAGUAUUUUACCGUCAUGCAUACUUACUGCUUUUAUGGAAACAAUGCUUUUUUCCUGCAAGGUAGAACACAUAAUCCUUUGCAAAAGGACUUUUUGUAAAUAAAAAAAAAUAAAAUUUUUUAAAAUAAAUCCAAUUGAUUAGUUUGAAUUUCUCUUUUAUGGUGCUGAUUUCCCAAAGUUAAUACCAGCAGAGAUGUACCAUCUGUUCCAUAAUGUAGAGAAUAUCAUAACGUGAUAUCACUGUGUAUGUGUGUAUCUUUAGACAAACAUGUCUCUCACGUUGAAAUUUUGUCUGUCUGUUAAAGCACACCUUGUAGUCAAUUUUGCUUUCUUAGGAUUCCAUGUAUUGAACAGUUAUUAACAGUUUAACAAAUCAUUAAUUAGCCACACAAUUUGAUGUCUUGUAAAAUGAGAGAAAUAAUAAAUUAUUGUUUUAUAUAUGA
This is a messenger RNA of Scatophagus argus, 4656 nucleotides long. RefSeq names its product PDZ domain containing RING finger 3b (gene pdzrn3b). The record is from RefSeq and is a predicted model, not a curated record. NCBI's taxonomy places the organism in Eukaryota, Metazoa, Chordata, Actinopteri, Scatophagidae. The transcript is spliced from 8 exons. Bases 1485 to 3797 code for a protein of 770 amino acids. Gene Ontology annotation, biological process: protein ubiquitination; neuromuscular junction development. Gene Ontology annotation, molecular function: protein binding; ubiquitin protein ligase activity.